Molecule: messenger RNA, 1726 nt
Organism: Etheostoma cragini (Arkansas darter)
Lineage: Eukaryota; Metazoa; Chordata; Actinopteri; Perciformes; Percidae
Gene: rogdi
Product: rogdi atypical leucine zipper
Exons: 11
Coding region: 137-1030 (297 amino acids)
Cellular component (GO): RAVE complex
Source: RefSeq, a predicted model, not a curated record
GUUGUUUCAGACAGCACCUGAAGGCAACAUACCCUCCGCCAAUCAAGAAGGUAACGUUAGUGAGAGACCUUCAUCCCAAGGAGAGGAUAGUAUUUUAAGGUGUUUAUCAAGCGUUUGCUUCUGUGUUCGUUACAACAUGCUCAACCCGCAAAGGUCUCUGUCCGAGCUGCCCAAGAUGUCCACUGCCAGUCAAGUGGAAAGAGCUGUGUUGGAGGAGGAAUUCAACUGGCUGCUUAAAGAAGAAGUGCACGCGGUCCUGAAGCAGCUCCAGGAUGUCCUCAAGGAGGCAUCGAGACGUUUCACCACGCCGACGCCGGGCCUGGACCCGCAGCUCAAACAGGAAAACUUCAUCCUCGGCAGCUCAACCAUGGAUCAAGUGAAGGGGGUGCUGACUCUGCAGGGAGAGGCUCUGACUCAGGCUGACAUAAACCUGAAGGUCGCAAAGAGCAGCCAAGUGUUACACUUUCAGUUCAGAGAGGACAAGCUGUGGAAGCUGCAGCAGAUUCAGGAUGCCAGGAACCAUGUGACCCAGGCCCUGCAGUUACUAAGCAGCCGUGAUGACAGCUACCACUUCAAGACGGGGGCUGAGGUUAAUAAGCUCAUGGAUGCAGUGAUGCUUCAGCUGACCAGAGCACGGAACCGCCUCACCACCCCGGCCUCCAUGACGCUGCCGGAGCUGGCCACCAGCGGUCUGAUGAAAAUGUUCUCUCCUCCCAUGCCUGGCGAUGUGAUGGUGAACUUUUACAUCAACUUGAGCAAACUGUGCCUGACCGUCUACCAGCUUCAUGUGCUGCCUCCCAACACCACUAAGAAUUUCAAGCCAGCUGGAAGCUCAGUGUUGCACAACCCAGGAGCAAUGUUCGAGCUCAACAACAACCGCUUUGAGGUGAGCCACGUCCACAAGGUGGAGUGUGUGGUGCCGUGGCUGAACGACACGCUGGUGUUCUUCACCAUCUCGCUGCAGCUCUGUCAGCAGCUCAAAGACAAGAUUUCUGUCUUCUCCAGCUUCUGGAAUUACAGAGCCUUCUAACGCCCCCCCUCCUGUCCAUUCUGCAGAGACUGGUCACACCCAAAGUUACCACACAAGUGUAAGGCACAUCCUGGGGAGCUUUAUUUAGUUUAAAUAUACAUAGAUAUAUCUAUAUCUAUAUCUCAUGCACUCAUUCAGUUUCAAGUUGCAUGAUUAAACCAACGGAUAUCAAUACGCCCAGUUGUGUUAGCCUGGCGUGUGUGCGUGUGUGUAUGUUGCACUUCUCAAUGAAAUGAAUGUUGCUGAUUGUUGUUAUUAGAAUUUAUUUUUUAAUUAUUUGUUCCAUUUUGGCAACUGAGUAUUUGUCUGGUUCUUAAUGUAUCUCACGUGAGAUGGUUGCUGUGUGGAACACUGAUCUGUGGACUCAGGGCUUAUUAUAAGUAAUAAGAGGUUGUAUUGGUCACGUUUUUUUUUUUUUUUUAUACUUUGAGUUCCCUCACAGCUGUUCUAGAGCAUUCCCUAACAAUAUAAUUCUACUUUUUUAAAAGGGCAUUUCACCAAUGUUGGAUUAUGGGAUGUUAGGAAAUAAAAUUUAACAUUUUUCAAUCUCUAUUUCACAGAUUGUGAGAUGGUGUAUUUUAAAAAAAGCGACCAAAACCUUUAAAAGAACGUUGGAAAAAAGCGACAAAACGUUAAAAGGCAACAAAAUUUCAGGAAAAGCAGCAAAAACUCAAAAAGCAACGUCAAGAAUUGUCC